Molecule: messenger RNA, 3409 nt
Organism: Stomoxys calcitrans (stable fly)
Lineage: Eukaryota; Metazoa; Arthropoda; Insecta; Diptera; Muscidae
Product: LIM and SH3 domain protein Lasp
Exons: 9
Coding region: 468-2624 (718 amino acids)
Cellular component (GO): focal adhesion
Molecular function (GO): actin filament binding
Source: RefSeq, a predicted model, not a curated record
UUUCUUCUUCAUUAUUUAUUUACUGUGCAACUGUGCAGCCGUUGUGACGUCGUGAAGUGUUAACCCCAAAGUCCGCGAGAGCCCCACACAAUAAAGAGAAGAAGAAGCAUUUAUUAAUUUCAAAUUAAUUGAAAUCUAAAAAAAUAGCGAAUAAAUUUAAUAAGAUCGAAAAUCAUAUAAAAUUCGCUUGCCUUAGUGUGUGUGUGCCUUUGAAUAAAUGUAAAAGACAACAAAAUAGCAAAUUUAAAGUUUUUGUGUGCUGUGCUCAGAAUUAAGAUUCUCUCAAAGAGCCCCUUACCGCACUUGUCCUAAGGUUUCUAUUGUGAAAUUCGAAACGACCCCCAAAAAGGCAAAACGAAAACAAAACGACCAAACGAAAAUAAAAACAAAGUGUUAAACAUCUGUAGAACUACAACUACCUACAACUUUACUACCAAGAAUUUACCCCAGAGAGGAGCUGUGCAAAAAUGAAUAAAACCUGUGCUCGCUGUCAAAAGGUGGUCUAUCCCAUCGAGGAGUUGAAAUGUCUUGAUAAGACUUGGCAUAAAACAUGUUUCAAAUGCACAGAAUGUGCCAUGGCAUUGAAUAUGAAAACGUACAAAGGUUUCAACAAAAUGCCCUAUUGUGAAGCUCACAUUCCAAAGGCCAAAGCCACAGCGAUAGCAGAUACGCCCGAAUUAAAGAGAAUAGCGGAAAAUACUAAAAUCCAAUCGAAUGUUAAAUAUCAUGAAGAUUUUGAAAAGGCCAAAGGCAAAUUUACACAGGUCGCCGAUGAUCCAGAGACAUUGCGUAUUAAACAGAAUACAAAACACAUAUCAAAUGUGGCCUAUCAUGGAGAUUUGGAGAAGAAAGCGGCCAUGGAAAAACAACGUGGAGCGGCGGAAGCAUCAGAUUCAACAAAAGAUGAAUCGGAAUAUUUCUCAGAACAAUUGGCCGCUGAACAAUUUGCACAAUAUGCACCUCAGAUAAAUGCAUCCCAUUCACCAUUGCCGCCGCAGCAAAUGUCACCGCGCAUGGCACCACCACUGCAAUCGGCCCAACAGCAACAACAGCACCAACAAUAUCAUUACACAGCAACAACACCACAACAACAACAGCAACAGACAAUGCCACCACCUAAUAUACAACACCAACAACAUAAUACAGGCCACUUGGUGGCCAGCAAUCAGGCUGCCAACACACAAAUCUAUCAUCAACAGAACAAUAGUAGACAGGGCCAACAACAACUACAACAGCAACACCAGCAUCCCUAUGCAACAUCACACCUGCAACAACAGCAAUUUAUACAACACGAACAGCAACAACAACAACAAUACCAGCACUAUCAACAGCCGCAAAUGUUGCGUCAGCCUCAAAGCCAACAGCAGCAGCUGCAACAACAACAACCACAUGGGCAUAAACAAACAUCUCAUUUGUAUCCAUCUUCUUCUUCUUCUUCUUCUUCCAAUACAACAGCUCCACCCAAUUUGCAGCAGCAACAGCAGCAGCAUCAUCAACAGGCCACAUCACAAUACCAACAACCCAAUUCCAGUUACAACCAAUUACGUUCAGCUAUUCUGCAAAGCUCCCAUCAUCCCACAGGCGCCUUGAACGAUCCCUCGCCUACAGCUGCUUCCCCUUAUAAUACCAGCAGCAGCACCACCACCGCCAACUAUGACCAAUAUGAUAAUACCAGCAACAAUUAUGGUGUUAGCCAACAACAACGCACAACGUCACAGACGGCACAAAUUUAUCACCACAACAACAACCCGGUCAACAAUGGCAGCACCAACAACAAUAAUGUUGGCGGUGGUGGACUGGUUACAAUGCAAGCAUAUCAUCAAACCCCAAAGGGUUCGGUUGCCACAACUCCCAGUUAUGGCGGUGCCGCCAAUCUUACGCCCACUUCGGCAUCGGCCCAGCAGCAGCUGUUCCCAAACAAUGCCUACCAACACAGCUAUGCGGCCCCGGCAGGAGGUGUGGCUAGUGGUAGCGGUACUCUUAAUGGUGGCCAACAGCAACAUCAUCCAUCACAACAGCAAACAAAUCAUCAUCAUCACCAUCACAAUAGUAACGGUGGCUCGACCAUAAACGGCAGCAUUGGUAAAAUUGCCGAUUAUGAUCCCCUAUCCGAUGGACCUCGUCCAUUGCCCAACACGGCUAGAUCUAGUACCACACUCAUCUAUAGUUCCGAUAAUCGUGGCAAUGUUAAUAAUUCAUAUGCCAAGCGUAUAGGCUCUAUAGCAGACAUUGAUCCUGUUAAUGGUAUCUAUGGUUCUUUAACAGCAGUCGAUCAGCAGCAGCAUCAGCAACAGGCGCAGCAGCAGCAUUUGUCCAAUCACAAUUUGCAACAGCAACAAUAUUAUCAGCAAAUGCCAGCAAUGCAGCAACAACAACAGCAGCAGCAGCAAAAUCAUCAAUCACAUCACAGUCUACCACAACAAAAGCAGGCAAAACAGAAUUUGCGCAUCUAUCGUGCCCUCUAUGACUAUGAGGCCCAGGAUGUCGAUGAGGUGAGCUUCCGUGAAGGUGAUAUCAUAUUCGAAGUGGAAUCCAUUGAUUCCGGCUGGAUGACGGGAAGAGUGGAACGCACUGGCAAAACUGGCAUGCUGCCUGCCAACUAUGUGGAGCAAGCGGUUAUAUAAUAGGAAAUGCAACCCCCGAGCCACAAUAACCACCAUCCCAAUCACCCUCAAAACCACAACCACCACCAGCAGCAACCUGAAACCAAUGGCAAAAUCCCCAUAGCCAAUGGCAAUGGUCACAUUACUAAUGGCAAUAUCACCAAUCUAACCAAUGGUCCCACAAACAACAGCCACAACUCUAGUAGCAAUAACCACAUUAAUAAUCUGCACACCAAUAUCCCGGCCACCUCCUAUGCCUCGUUGCACUCGCCCCCCUCUCCGACACCAAGAAAAGGUUGUUGUUGUAAAAAUCAUAUAUUAGUUAUAACAAUAUUAUGCGUUUAUUUGGCACUUGUAUUCAUAAUCUUCUCCAAUGUCUUCUUCGAUGACAGCCGAGGCGGGGGCGGCAGGGGGGCCAAUAACCAACACAACAACGGCAAUAACAAUGUGAAACAUAAAUCCCAAAUUAAUGGCGUUGAUGCGCAAAAUCAAAACGAUCGGCAGCAAAAUUUUUACUAUUAUCUACUAAAUCAUGUAUUCUAAAUGAAACUAUAAGCAAGGCGGUAAGAGCGCCCAUGGGCAUUACCAUUACGCUUAACCCCCCACAACCAGUAAGGUUUCUAUUAUUGAACACGAAGAAACACAAAAAUCAAUGUAUUUUAUUUUUUGAAAUAUUUCUUUUUAAAUCUUUAUUUUUUUUUAAAUAAUAAUAAUAAUAAUAUUUUUGAAAUGUUAUGGAUAUAUGGAUAUUUCUUGCUAGCAAAGAAAUUAAAAACUAAAUAAAUUAUUAUUCUAUAUAAACAGAA